Ceratina calcarata is the source of this 4537-nucleotide messenger RNA. RefSeq lists its product as uncharacterized. The transcript is spliced from 13 exons. The coding region runs from base 213 to 4091 and encodes 1292 amino acids. Lineage: Eukaryota; Metazoa; Arthropoda; Insecta; Hymenoptera; Apidae. The record is from RefSeq and is a predicted model, not a curated record.
GAUCGUCAGUAGCAGCGGGCGCGCGCUAGUGUCGGUAUCGGUGCUGCUCGUCCUCCUCCAUAUCGUAUCCGUCACCUACUCCACCUCCUCGCUCACGAUCUCCUUGCGGGAGAACGGCCAGAGAGAACAAGCCGAGAGGUGAAACCGGUUCCCGGGUGGAAAGCGGCACGAGGCGGCGCGAAGCUUAAUCGGAUUUCUCCGAAGCGGAUAGCAUGAGCACCUCGACGUUCAUGGGGAAUUCGGACGGUCCAGUGUCAGGACUUUGUCCCGCGCCACCUCCGCCACCGCCUCCACCUCCAGCGCCCGGUCAGGUGCCGGCCAUGAGGAUCAACACCGCGGAGGCACCGACGAUAAGGAGGCCGAUGGUGAGUAACGACGCUUAUGAGCCACCGGCGGCGAUUCAGAACGCGAUGCUGACCAAGGAUAAGAAGCCGUUCACGUACACGCCCGGUAUGGGCGGCAAGCUAGACCUCUCGCAGAUACGGAGCCCGCGAAUGGCUCGGAGAGUUGCGAAGAACGCGAACGACGAGGGCAUCGAGGGCCCGCCGAAGUCAGCGUUAGAACCGAAGCCGACACCAGCGACGAACGCCGGGGCGAACUUAUUCAUUCAGCCCCAGGUCGCGAUUCCCGUAUUUCCUACAAACGUGCCGCCCCAACCCCCUCUCAACAGGACACCUCCGCCAGCUAAUAAGAUUCAACCUAGCAUUGUUCCGGAGAAGCAGCCGGAAUCGCCGAAAGCCAAAGCAGAGACCAAAGUGACUCCGGUGAUCACGAUCAUACCGAACACGCCGGAGAGCCCGGGCACACCGACGCAGGUAACCCUGGCAAAGGCUCCGACGCCGUGGCUACAAAACAAGAACAAACCGCAAGAGGAAUUGCCCGAAUGGGCGAAACGUACGAGCAAGAGUCCAUCGUCGUCGCCUGAUAGUCCAACGUCACCAUCUUUAAGUAUUUUCACUGCUGAAGAAAAUCGAUUUACAAUUUUAAAUUUCAUAUCGCAUUUGUAUUUACAGAUCGAGGAUAGACCCUCGGUGUUCGACGUGAAACCAGAAGCGGGACAUCAUCAAUUCAAACAGCCGAGUCCUCAUCAUCAGCAACGAUGGGGUCAGCCAGCACAGAAUCAAAAUUGGAAUCAAGCACAAAAUCAAAAUUGGAAUCAAGCACAGAACCAGAAUUGGAAUCAAGCACAGAAUCAAGUGCAAAAUCAAGUACAGCAAACACCGCAGCCUCAACAAUCCGGAGGUGGUUACAUCAUACCCAUAAUGAUCGAAGGGAGCGAGAGGAAGCCUGGUGCGAACUCGUACUCUCAGCCAAUUAGAAAUAGCACACCUAACGCUGAGAAUCAGACUGGGAAAGUGCAACGUAUCGUACCGGUGCAGGUGCAGGAACCCGGUCCGGUUCAAUCCCGAUCGUUCAGAGUUCUCCAGAAGAUCACUGAUACCGAUAACCCGAACGACGUAGACACGGAACAGAUGCGGAAAUUGCAGUUGACAGAGGACGACAGGAUCCUGAUGAACAAGUUCAAAGAACAAGUUGAUAACGACUCUUCCCUUCAUCACGAGGAGGAUCCGAGAUACCGUGGCGCGGCUAUACCGUCCAGAGCUUUCCGUUUCCUGCAGACUAUGACGGACGCCGGUGAAGUUCCCGUUAUGAAUGCAUCGCAACGACCGCCGUCCGCUAUAAACAGGAAGCAGAAUAGGAAUUCAAAGACUUUCGAAGAAUCUCAAGCAAAUUUGCCGCCGAGCGAGCAACAAGUUCAAGAGCCAAAGAAAUACAUGGGCAGCGCGAUUCCGUCGAGAUCGUUCAGGAUACUGCAAGCGAUGACAGCACCGGAGAGCGUCGCCACGCAAGAAAAUCGUCAAGCAGAUUUCCGCUGCCAAACAGAGAAUAACGUGCCGGGCAAUCAGCAGGGUGUCUUCCUCUCCUAUCCCCCGUUUCUACCGCCCGAGAACGUUUGCUGGGGCUACUACCCGCUCCCUUAUCCCGGUGUCGUGAACAGUUACCAUCCGGACACUGCCUACGUAUACUUUCCCAUUUACAAUCAAAACCCUCCACAGUAUAAUCCAAUGAACAAUAAAAACGUGUGCUGUCAACCUUACGUCGUCCCCGUUUCGUCGCCGAGUGGUAGUAAUUGUGAUCAGAGUCAUGGACAGAUUAGUGAUAACGCGACAGUACCAGGAACUGAACCGGUAAUCAAUUUUUCAGAGGAUAUCCAAGGUAACGGGGUAGAAGAUGAGCAAAUGAUCGGAGAUAACGUCGGGGACGAUCUUCAAUGGGAGAAUAGUGUAUCCCGCACUGAUAGCAAUAACAGUAAAGACAGUGAUUGUACCACUGCAAUGAAUAUCACUGACGAGGAGGAGAUUCCUGAAGGAAUCGAGCAACAAUCGGAAAACGCCGGCACUGGUCUGAACGUGACCGUUCCUAAUUAUACUUAUAUCGAUACGAGUGAUUCCAGCGAUUCCAGUGACACUGAAUCACAGUCUGAUAAGGAAUCCGUGAUCGAUUCCUCAAAAAGUAGCAGUGAUAAUUCUGACGAAUCUUCGUCGGACAGCGACGACUCUGACUCCUAUUUGGCGUAUUCGACAGGACUGAACCCUCAUGGAAGGUUGGUGAACGAUAACGAGAGGAGCCAGUCUUGCAAUGAUGAGAAUAACAGUGACACAGAACCAAGUUCACAGACCUGCGAAUCUGAUAAAGGAGAACAACUGAAUAAAGAGAAAUCUGAGGUGAAUCAAUUUCCUCAUCAAUUGAGUGUAAUUUAUGAGGACGUAGAAAGGGAUUUAGAGACUCCCAGGCCAAGUAAUACGCCUUUCGAAGCAACCGAUGACCCUCCUGAUGAUUCUGACGCACCUACUGUCAGCGUCAGUCUGCCAUUGAGGUUCAAGUUCUCCGUGUCUGAGAACAACGAGGAUGUGACUACUGUUAUAGUUGGUGACAGUACUAUCAAGCCUGAGAGAGGAUACGUCAAAGAUGAAAGUAAGAACACUUUGGGAAAGACGUCGACGUUGAAGUCUGAGAAAGCUAAGGAAGAGAAUCACACAAACAUACAGGAUAGUAAGAAUACCUUAGAAAGUACUGAUAAGAGUGCCGAUAAGAGUGAUACCAGCGUUGAUUUUAUGGUUCAGAAAGAUGAAAGUAAACGAAAAAGGAAGAAUUCCAAUGAAAGAUUAAAAGAGGAAAUGAAAAAUGAUGACGACGUUGUGGUACCGUGCGUAAAUUUUACGUUGAGAAAGAUCCCAACCAGGUAUAGCAAAAUUAAUUACGAAGAAACUGUAGAGACAGAGUUUACGAUAAAGAGAAAGACGAGAACAAACAAGGAGAAAGAAGCGAACGAUGCAAAGUGUAAAAUUGAAGAUUUAACGAACGAUGAAUCCGAGACUCGUGAUAUCAAUCGAAAUAUCUUGAAACCGGAAGUGAUAGUCUCUGAAUUCAACCAACACACCGAUUCGAAAUUAAAGAAUAACGAGUUUGAAGAGAGCGUUGAAAUUUCAAAGAAGAGUAAAAAAGAAGAAGAGACGAAACACUUACUCAAUGUACAAAAUUCUCGAGAGGAGACCGACGACGAGGACAGCGGCGUCACUUCCGACAUGAGUCGCAUGAUCUCGGAAGUAGAUACCGACUCGGAAUGCACCUCGUCGAAAAACAUGAAAAAGUACCAAAGAACUCAGACGCACUCGAGGUUAUUUAGACUGUUGAACGACGACUCAAUUCUACAAGAAGAAAAACCGAACGACUCCUCGGCGGGAAGAGAAUAUCUCAGCCUCCCGUUGCAAACGACUUUUAAUUACGACGAGAAUUACUUCUCGAAUCACUCGAGCGGCCUCACGUCCCCAGAAUUUUCACCUGUCCACGAACAGUCGGAAAAUCAGAACGGUCAUCCUCUGACUCGACAAGAUCGAGUAUCGUGCAAAGAGGAUCCAUAUUAUCAGGCCUGGAAAAUGCCCAAGUGUUCGCCGUCGGAUCAGGACGUGGUACCCUCGUUGGCCUUCAAGGUACUCGAGAAUCGCAGGCCGCUGUGGUCGUACAGAGUCCCGAUGCAACGGAUUAUUGAACAAGGUCGGAUGCCGCCUUCGGAGACACGGCAUUGUUAGUGUGCUUUACUCUUUCUUUCUCUUUUAUUUUCUAUUUUGUUACUAUCCGUAGCGAAUCGUUUAACACUACCAUUGACCAUCGGAACUCCUCGUUCGCCUCGUCCACGCGUAUCUGUUGCCCGAACAGGUCUCAUGGUUCCCAGCCCCGUCCCUCGUGACCCCGCAGUGUGUGCAAAUAUCGUUAAGGGAUGAUCCUUAGAAGAAUCAAAACGAGAAACUACCGGGCUUUGUACUUUUUAACCCUUUUGCAGAGCGCACGAUGAAAAGAGGAAUUUUCUGUGUUUAAAAUGUGUUGUGGACAAUUUAUACCGCUGAUAAUAAUUAUACGAAAUCGCGGAAGGGUUAAUUAUAAUCGAAGCUUGAAUAGGAGAAAUCACGUUACCUCGACCCGUCAUUGUGUUACGUAUACUUAUGUAAGUUGUGUAAAAUAAAUUAUUUGUAAAGUA